GCUCAUAGCAGAGAUAGGAACUGGAGCAACAAGGAGCAGGUUACCCCCUCCACCUGAGCAGAGAUCCCAUCCCAUACCCAGGAGUUUAUUAUACAGCAAGGAGCAGUGCCAACUGGUGCUGGGUCACCUGGAGACAUGACUGACACUAUACUUCCAAUGGAUCCCAAGGGCAAAGACCAGGGCUACUUCAGGAAGGGUAAAGCGAUCGCACAGACUGGACGCAGCAAACUACAAAAUCAAAGGGCUGGCCUAAACAAUCAGAUCCUAAAGGCGAUGCGAAUGAGAGCUGGAGCAGAGAACCUUCUACGGGCGACGACAAACAAUAGAGUUCGAGAACAGGUUCUGCUGGAGCUCAGUUUUGUGAAUUCAAACCUGCAGCUUCUGAAGGAGGAGCUGGAAGGACUCAACAUAUCAGUGGAAGUCUAUCAACACAAUGAGCAAAACUCCAACAUUCCUCUUAUACCUCUAGGGCUUAAGGAGACAAAAGACGUGGAUUUCACAACCGCAUUUAAGGAUUUUAUUCUGGAACAUUACAGUGAAGACGGAUCUGAUUAUGAGAAUGAGUUAGCGGACCUUAUGGAUCUCAGACAGGCAUGUCGGACCCCUACCCGAGAUGAUGCUGGUGUGGAUCUACUUGUGGGUUACUUCCAGCAGCUCGGAUUUAUUGAGAACCGAUUUUUCCCACCCUCACGGAAUAUGGGAGUAAUAUUCACAUGGUAUGAUUCAUUCACCGGGGUGCCUGUUAGCCAGCCAAAUAUCUCAUUGGAGAAGGCCAGCAUUGUAUUUAACAUCGCAGCCCUGUAUACUCAAAUUGGAACACGCUGUAACCGACAGACGAAGGACGGACUGGAAAAUGCCAUCAGUGCAUUUAAAAGAGCUGCAGGUGUACUCAGCUAUCUGAAGGAGACGUUCACCCAUACCCCAAGCUAUGACCUGAGUCCAGCCAUGUUGGGAGCUCUCAUCAAAAUGCUUUUGGCUGAAGCCCAUGAAUGCUACUUUGAGAAAAUGAUCUUAUCUGGGAUCCAGAAUGAAUUCUGCACGCUGGCAAAGGUGGCACAUGAGUCCGCUAAGGUCAGCCAGGUUCAUAGCCAAGUCUUCAAUGCAAUGAGCCAAGCACCAAUAAAAGAGAACGUCCCAUAUUCGUGGUCGGUCAUGGUCCAGGUGAAGGCAGAACAUUACAAAGCCCUAGCACAGUACUUUGUGUCCAUCAUGCUCAUCGACCACCAGUUGAAUUUGACUGAUGAUGAAGAUAAGCAGGAGAAAUGCCUGUCCCAACUUUAUGACUCGAUGCCCGAAGGACUGACCGCUCAGACCAUAUUGAAGGACAGACUGCAGCGGACACAGCUAGGGAAGGCACAUCUGGCUAAAGCCAUUGCAAGCCACGAAGAGGCUAUCCGCUUAUCCAACCUUUGUAGCAAGCUGAGGAAUAUCGAUGUCCUCCAGGAAGUCCUGUGUGCAUUCAACAAGAGAUCCCAGCUUAAAUUCUCUCAGCAUCAGAGGACGGAUGAUUUCCUUAAUUUACUCACAGCUCCUGAUAUUGUUGGUAAAACCGAAUAUAAAGCAGAAAGCAUUCCUCCUCAACUGUCGAGAGUGAAAGUAGUGGACAUUUUUCAGAGACUGGGUCCUCUGUCAGCGUUUUCAGCAAAGCAGAGGUGGUCAGCCCCCAGGAAGAUCCAUUUGACGACUGAAGACGGGGACUUGGGAUUUGUCUUACGAGGGGACUGCCCUGUGCAAGUGACAGCCAUCGAUCCACUCUGCCCGGCAGCAAGGGAAGGUUUGAAGGAAGGAGAUUACAUUGUAUCCGUAGACGGCGAGGACUGCAAGUGGCGGAGUGUAAACGAGGUUAUGGGUAUGAUUAACGCAGCCAACGCAGAUGUGGACGUUCAGGCCGUCAGCCUACAGGAGUCAACGUCGAGUAUUCACAAUAAGAGCGCCACUUAUUACGCCGGCAUGCAAAAAACAUAUUCCAUGAUCUGCCUGUCCAUGGACGACGAUAAGGCUAAGACACAAAAGGCCACAAAGAAACCAUCCUUCCUAAGCUGGGGAUUUAAAAACCGACAGAAAGCCGCAAGCACGCUCUGCCUGCCAACGGCAACAGCAGGAAAGACACCGACAAACCAGCUCUUCCUCUCGCCAUACAACACUUUAGGAAGUGAAAGUGCAAUGUACUAAGGAAUUCUUAUCUGCAAAUCCAAUUUAUUCCAAGGACAUAAAAAAAACUAUAUAAGCAAACACUGUGAUGGUUCUAUGAACUCCUCCGAGCUGUGAGAUACUCCGAAACUGCGAAAAAAACCAUCUAUAAUGGGAAUUUUAUUUCUUAAAACUUAAUAUUCUAUAAGUAUUACAUUAUAGGAAUAUUGCCAGCAAACUUUACUGCAAAACACACACACGCACGGUGACUGCCCUCUUAUCAAACCACCAGAAGAAUUAUUCUUUGUCAUACUAUGUGAUGUUGGAAAAACAAAAAGCAUAAAAGAAGUGUAGAUAUAUUUUACCUUUUAUUUUUAUUUUUUUUAAGACUUUAAAAUAUAUUUUUCAAAGUUAUAGUUUAUCAUGUUGUGGUACUAAAACAAUUCCUUUACAAAUCGGGAAUAAAGAAGUUAUUUUGGGGUUUCGAAGCUCAAAUAAUAAAACUGGAUUUUUUUUCCCAUUUCUACCAACUUCUAAAUAAGAAAUAUUUGGAAAUGGUUGCCCCAUACUUCAUAAUGCACAAGGUGUUAGACAGUUUAGUUGAAAUAGCCCAACCCCUUAAUCCACAAAUAGCUGAAAAUAGAAACUCAUCUAAGUAAUUGAUAUUACUUAUUUAGAAAUGUUUCUUGGUUGCUACAAAAUAGCAAAAAUGAUAUAAAAACAGAGAAAAACGUAGAAUUCGGAUUCCAUGGAAAAUCGUUUUUUUUUUUUUUAAUCUCUAAUCCGAGCUUUUUUUGCCUGCACCAUGUUCAUCUGCCUUUGCGAUUUAAAAUUAUAAGAAUGUAAAAUUCAUAUCAAGAAUUCUGUAGCAGACGGUUUAAUUUGUGCAUUUUAAACUUAUACCCUAUAUGCUCGCAGGGCUAAAUUUAUAUCCCACUUACCCUAUUUUGAUGGCGCUCAAAAUAAAAAAAAAUAAAAAAGGAUUAGAAAAAAAUACCAUUUGUAUAAAAAUGGUAAAAUAUGAGGCAUUUAAAUUUACAUAAGAGUAAAAGCAAAAUUAGGAUUAAUGUAUAUUAUGUUUGAGAAAUGCCAAACGGUCCCCGGUUUAUCUGGUUUCCAUGACACUGGAUUUUAAAUUGUCCAUGUGGGCCGAAUGUAAAAUUUCCAGCAUAAUGUAAAAAGCAAGUACGGUAAAUAUAAAAAAAAAAAUAUUUACUGGUCCUUUUUAAGGGGUUGUAGGCAAUUAGGAGGAAGUGCAUAUAUCGGAACAGGCGCACCAAUAAAUAAUGACAUUAAAUUAAGGGAAUUGUUUACUGUGCAUUAUGGGAAAUGUGACAAUUGAUCCUUUCAGAAGAUACAGGAUAAUCUCUUCCUCCAGAUGCUGCUAUAGACUAAGUUGUGACGCUUAGGCUGUGCCUUUUCACAAUCGCUGCUGAAGACGAAUCACGCUAUAAGGCAGCGAGCUGGGUUCAAAAUGUCUGGAACAUUCACCACUCUCUUGUGCAAUGCUGAACUCAUUGGCAUGCUAUAGCCUUCACAACGAAUGUUACUAUUGUUAAUAUUUAUAUGGAAUAUGUUAUUAAGGUAUUAUUGUUUAAUUAGACGUUAAUUAUUGUUAAUAAGUGCUAUGUAAGAAAAAGUAGCCAGCUCGCUGUGUGCUUUAUGUUAAUCUUCCCUUGGGAAAUACAACUAAAUUGGAAGAUAAGGGCAAAAUUAAUGUGUAAACCCCUUUACUGCCAGCAGGUAGCGCUAUGUACAGCUAUACAAACUGGCAGGAAAGGGGUUAAACGAAUUAGCUCUAAGUGGAAUAUCAAUUGACUGACUGGGAUUUCACUCAUUUCCUACUGGUCACUAAAUAGAGCAGUGAUGGCUAACCUUGACACCAUAAAUUGUUUCUGGACUGCAUUUCCCAUGAUGCUCAGCUAGCUUUUAGAGUCAAAAAGCUAGCCGAGCAUCAUGGGAAAUGUAGUUCAGAAACAAUUUAUGGUGUCAUGGUUAACCAUCAAUGAAAAAGGGUGAUGGAACUUUUUCUAAAACAAGGUAUGUCUGAGCUACGUGUGUAAAUACUGGUUUAAAUAAAGUUUUUUUUAAAUUAGUGUAUUUUUAAAGUGCAUCAGUCACACAAAUAUGACAUAGUAUCACUUUAUAGUGCAUGAAAUGUAAUCUGUGCAUUGUAUUGUCUGUUAUUAUGGUACAGCUGAUUUAAAGGUCUAGGCAAGAUGGGAGCAUACGAUGGGUUGCCCUACUUACCCUGCAGUAUGUAGCAAGCAACCUUCUAAUUAAAAAAAGAAAAUCAACUAACUGCAAUGUAUGACUUUAACAUACUGCAGGGUAACACUUCUCAUGUGCCGUGUAUCUACGUGAAGAAACCAUUGUUUUCAAAGUGCAAGAUUCUGCAUUGAAUUUCUUCACAUUUUUCAGGAAUUAUGGGAUGCCUUACUUUGCAUUGUGGGUACGAAAACCCAGACGUAAUUACGUUUUAACACUACACAUUUACUUUUUAUAUCAUGCCUUGGCAAGCUCUCAAGUCAUGAAGGAGUUCAAUGUACUCUGGUUUGUAAUCUUUGACGAAAUAAUUCAGAGGUUAAUGAUACAGACAAUUACUGUUAAAUGCUAUGUGAACUGACAAACACAUUUCUGUGCAAGUUUAAUCCUAUGACCUACUGAAGGACAACGGUAGCAAAAGUUAUUUUAUUUUAAUGUAUAUUUUUUUAUUUCAAGACGUUUUUCAGAAUAAACUUUAACUGUGCAAUAUUUAGAUUGUUGUUUUUAAGGGAGAGAUACAAUUAAUGAAGUAUUGUAAGCAGAGCACAUUUUUUGAACUGCAAGUUUAACUCCAAUAAAGGUUUAUUAAAGCAAACCGA
Molecule: messenger RNA, 4994 nt
Organism: Pelobates fuscus (common spadefoot toad)
Lineage: Eukaryota; Metazoa; Chordata; Amphibia; Anura; Pelobatidae
Gene: RHPN2
Product: rhophilin Rho GTPase binding protein 2
Exons: 15
Coding region: 136-2172 (678 amino acids)
Biological process (GO): signal transduction; negative regulation of stress fiber assembly
Molecular function (GO): protein binding
Source: RefSeq, a predicted model, not a curated record